UGCGGCGGGUGUGUUUCGGCCUGGCCUGGGCAGGCGCUUGUGCUGCCAGGGCGCCGGGCUCGGGGAGGCCGGGGUCUCGGGUGGCGGCCGGCCCAGGCGCUGGACUGCAGCAGGAUGGGGAAGGCGAAGGUCCCCGCCUCCAAGCGCGCCCCGAGCAGCCCCGUGGCUAAGCCGGGUCCUGUCAAGACGCUCACUUGGAAGAAAAACAAGAAGAAAAAAAGGUUUUGGAAAAGCAAGGCGCAGGAAGUAAGCAAGAAGCCAGGAAGCGGCCCUGGUGCUGUGGUGCGACCUCCAAAGGCACCAGAAGACUUUUCUCAAAACUGGAAGGCGCUGCAAGAGUGGCUGCUGAAACAAAAAUCUCAGGCCCCAGAAAAGCCUUUUGUCAUCUCUCAGAUGGGUUCCAAAAAGAAGCCCAAAAUUAUCCAGCAAAACAAAAAAGAGACCUCGCCUCAAGUGAAGGGAGAGGAAAUGCUGGCGGGAAAAGACCAAGAGGCCAGCAGGGGCUCUGUUCCUUCAGGCUCCAAGAUGGACAGGAAGGCGCCAGUACCUCGCACCAAGGCCGGUGGAGCAGAGCACAAUAAGAAAGGAACCAAGGAAAGGACAAAUGGUGUUAUUGUUCCAGAACGAGGGGACAUCAAGCAUAAGAAGCAGAAAGCUAAGGAGGCAGACCCUGCCCCACCCACCGAGGAAGACAUGUGGUUUGACGACGUGGACCCGGCGGAUAUCGAAGCUGCCAUAGGUCCAGAGGUGGCCAAGAUAGCGAGGAAACAGUUGGGUCACAGCGAGGGCAGCGUCAGCCUCAGACUCGUGAAAGAGCAGGCCUUCGGCGGCCUGACAAGAGCCUUAGCCUUGGACUGUGAGAUGGUGGGCGUGAGUCCUAAAGGGGAGGAGAGCGUGGCCGCCCGUGUGUCCGUCAUGAACCAGUAGGGGAAGUGCGUUUAUGACAUAGUCAAACCAACCGAGCCCGUGACGGACUGUAGGACAGCGGUCAGUGGGAUUCAGCCUGAGAACCUCAAGCAGGGAGAAGAGCUUGAAGUUGUUCAGAAGGAACAACUGUCAGAAGGAACAACGGUGCUGUCACCGCUCAUCUUCAGUGACACCCUGGGGUGAGGUGCUCAGCACCUUCCUCUCGGGGAGCCACAUUUUCCUCCUUUGUCUUAGGGGACAUAACAAGCUCUGCUGGGCUUGAGGGACCCAGACCAGGUGUCUGCAGUCAGCUCCUGAGACACGGCUGGCCGGCACAACAGGUGUUACAUCAGGGGUUUCCUGUGGCCGUUUGGACUUUGAGCGUUUAUGUAAAUUAAAUUGGGCCAGGGUUGGCUGGUGGGUCACCCAGCAGAGGC
Molecule: messenger RNA, 1343 nt
Organism: Gorilla gorilla gorilla (western lowland gorilla)
Lineage: Eukaryota; Metazoa; Chordata; Mammalia; Primates; Hominidae
Product: RNA exonuclease 4-like
Biological process (GO): DNA catabolic process
Cellular component (GO): nucleus
Molecular function (GO): nucleic acid binding; exonuclease activity
Source: RefSeq, a predicted model, not a curated record